AUGAAGAAGGAAUCUGUAGCCGGUGAUCUUCUAUUUAUGCAAGUGCCGAUGUUGGAAAUUGAUGGCAUGAAAUUGGUGCAAACCAACGCUAUCAUUCGGUAUAUUGCCAGAAAAUACGACAUGUACGGUAAAACACUGGAACAGAAAACGAGGAUAGACGUGCUAUACGACGGUGCACGUGAUUUUAUAAUGAAAUUUCUGAAUAUUGGAUGGAACAAAAGUAUGGAGGAGGAUAGCAAAGAUGUAAAGGAAAAUGCCGUACCUAGAUAUCUUCCAGUACUUGAAAAGGAAUUGUGUGGCACCUCAUCUGGUUAUUUGGUUGGGGAUGAUCUUUCUAUGGCCGAUUUGGCUGUUCUGGAAUCUUUGCUGUAUUGCGAUGAUUAUUUCCCUGCCGUUCUUGAAGAUUAUCCAAAACUGAAGGAAUUCAAAGACAGACUAUCGUCCUUACCGCGAAUCAGGGCGUUUCUGAAUGGUCCACAGAGAAAACGAAAGCUAACAGAAGAGGAUAUUCUACACGGCAAAAAAGUCUUGGCCUGGCUUUACCAAUAA
Saccoglossus kowalevskii is the source of this 549-nucleotide messenger RNA. RefSeq names its product glutathione S-transferase A2-like. The record is from RefSeq and is a predicted model, not a curated record. Gene Ontology annotation, biological process: glutathione metabolic process. Gene Ontology annotation, molecular function: glutathione transferase activity. Lineage: Eukaryota; Metazoa; Hemichordata; Enteropneusta; Harrimaniidae.